Messenger RNA from Saccharomyces kudriavzevii IFO 1802, 3165 nucleotides. RefSeq names its product hydroxymethylglutaryl-CoA reductase (NADPH) HMG1 (gene HMG1). Gene Ontology annotation, molecular function: hydroxymethylglutaryl-CoA reductase (NADPH) activity; protein binding. The transcript has a single exon. Gene Ontology annotation, cellular component: endoplasmic reticulum membrane; peroxisomal membrane. The record is from RefSeq and is a predicted model, not a curated record. NCBI's taxonomy places the organism in Eukaryota, Fungi, Ascomycota, Saccharomycetes, Saccharomycetales, Saccharomycetaceae. Bases 1 to 3165 code for a protein of 1054 amino acids. Gene Ontology annotation, biological process: isoprenoid biosynthetic process; coenzyme A metabolic process; ergosterol biosynthetic process.
AUGCCGCUGCUAUUCAAGAAACUAAAACAGGUGGCGAAACCAAUUGCCUACGUUUCUAGAUUUUCAGCAAAACGUCCGAUCCAUAUAAUACUGAUUUCUUUGAUAAUAUCUGCAUUUGCUUAUCUAUCCGUCAUCCAGUAUUAUUUCAAUGGUUGGCAGCUAGAUUCAAACAGCGUUUUUGAAACUGCUCCAAAUAAAGACUCCAACACUCUUUUUCAAGAAUGUUCUCAUUACUAUAGAGAUUCUUCUCUAGAUGGCUGGGUUUCAAUAACCCCACAUGAAGCUAGUGAACUGUCAAUUCCUCACCAUUACUACCUAUUAAAUUUGAAUUUCAAUAGUCCAAAUCAAACCGCAUCCGUCCCAGACCUAUCCAAUACCGUUUUUGAAAAGGAGAAUACAAAAUACAUUUUGCAAGAAGAUCUUGACGUUUCUAAAGAAGUUUCCUCUGCUGAUGGAACAAAAUGGAGGUUGAGAAGUGAUAAAAAAAGUCUUUUCGACGUAAAGACAUUAGCAUAUUCCCUCUUUGAUGUAUUCUCAAAAAACGUAACUCAAGCAGACCCAUUCGAUGUCCUCAUUAUCGUUACAGCUUAUUUAAUGAUGUUCUACACCAUAUUUGGCCUCUUCAAUGACAUGAGAAAGACUGGGUCAAAUUUUUGGCUAAGCGCCUCCACGGUGGUCAAUUCAGCGUCUUCUCUUUUUUUAGCGUUGUAUAUUACUCAAUGCGUCUUGGGAAAAGAAGUAUGCGCUUUAACUCUUUUUGAAGGUUUACCCUUUAUUGUGGUCGUUGUUGGUUUCAAACAUAAAAUCAAGAUUGCUCAGUAUGCCCUAGAAAAAUUUGAGAGAGUUGGUUUAUCCAAAAGAAUUACUACCGAUGAAAUCGUUUUUGAAGCCGUGGGUGAGGAAGGUGGCCGUCUAAUUCAAGACCAUAUGCUUUGCAUCUUCGCUUUCAUAGGUUGCUCUAUUUAUGCUCAUCAAUUAAAGACUUUGACAAACUUUUGCAUAUUAUCAGCGUUUAUCCUAAUCUUUGAAUUGAUAUUGACUCCCACAUUCUACUCCGCUAUUCUAGCCCUGAGAUUGGAAAUGAACAUCAUCCACAGAUCCACCAUCAUCAAGCAAACUUUGGAAGAAGAUGGUGUUGUUCCCUCUACAGCAAGAAUUAUUUCUAAAGCAGAAAAGAAAUCUAUUUCUUCUUUCUUAAACCUCAGCGUGGUCGUGAUUGUCAUGAAACUAUCCGUCAUAUUAUUGUUUGUCUUCAUUAACUUUUACAAUUUUGGUGCAAAUUGGGUCAAUGAUGCCUUCAACUCCUUAUAUUCCAAUAAGGAAAAAAUUUCUUUGCCAGAUUUCAUUACUUCGAAUACCUCUGAAAACUUUAACGAGCAAGCUAUUGUUAGUGUCACCCCACUAUUAUAUUAUAAACCUAUUAAGUCCUAUCAACGUAUCGAGGAUAUGAUUCUUCUAUUACUUCGCAAUGUUAGUAUUGCCAUUCGUGAUAGAUUCGUCAGUAAGUUAGUUUUUUUUGCCUUGGUAUGCAGUGCUUUCAUCAAUGUUUAUUUAUUGAAUGCUGCUAGAAUCCAUACCAAUUACACUGCAGAUCAAUUGGUAAAGACCGAGUUCACUAAAAAGUCUCGUGCAGUUCCUGCGUCGAAGACUACUACUCCAGUUUUAACUAAUAAAACUAUUAUUUCCGAAUCAAAAACGAAAACCUCAACAAUUGUGCAACCAAGUUCUUCGGUAUCCUCAUUUUCUUCCAGCGAAGAAGAUGAAUCUCGUGAUAUUGAGACUUUAGACAAAAAAAUUCGUCCUUUAGAAGAAUUGGAAGUGUUAUUAAAAAGUGGAAAUACUGAUCAAUUAAAGAACAAAGAAGUUGCUGCAUUGGUCGUUCACGGUAAAUUACCUCUAUAUGCUUUGGAAAAGAAAUUAGGCGAUACUACUAGAGCUGUCGCGGUACGCAGAAAAGCCCUUUCCAUUUUGGCAGAGGCACCCGUUUUAGCAUCCGAUCGUCUGCCAUAUAAAAACUAUGACUAUGAUCGUGUAUUUGGUGCCUGCUGUGAAAAUGUUAUUGGUUAUAUGCCAUUACCUGUUGGUGUUAUAGGCCCCUUGGUUAUCGAUGGUACAUCUUACCAUAUCCCAAUGGCAACUACAGAGGGUUGUUUGGUAGCUUCUGCUAUGCGUGGUUGUAAGGCAAUUAACGCCGGCGGCGGUGCAAUAACCGUUUUAACUAAGGAUGGUAUGACAAGAGGUCCAGUGGUCCGUUUCCCUACCCUAAAAAGAUCUGGUGCUUGCAAGAUUUGGAUUGAUUCUGAAGAAGGUCAGAACACUAUUAAAAAGGCAUUCAACGCCACAUCAAGAUUCGCACGUUUACAACACGUACAAACUUGUUUGGCGGGAGAUUUACUGUUCAUUAGGUUUAGAACUACUACUGGUGAUGCCAUGGGUAUGAACAUGAUAUCCAAAGGUGUUGAACAUUCUUUGAAACAAAUGGUAGAGGAAUACGGUUGGGAAGAUAUGGAAGUCGUUUCCGUUUCUGGUAACUACUGUACUGAUAAAAAACCAGCUGCUGUUAACUGGAUUGAGGGCCGUGGUAAGAGUGUCGUUGCGGAAGCCACAAUUCCUGGUGAUGUUGUCAGAAAAGUGUUGAAAAGUGAUGUUUCCGCAUUGGUUGAAUUAAACAUUGCUAAAAACCUGGUUGGAUCAGCAAUGGCUGGAUCUGUUGGUGGAUUUAACGCACACGCGGCUAACUUAGUGACUGCCGUUUUCUUGGCAUUAGGACAAGAUCCUGCACAGAACGUUGAAAGCUCCAACUGUAUAACAUUGAUGAAGGAAGUAGACGGUGAUUUAAGAAUUUCCGUAUCCAUGCCAUCCAUCGAAGUUGGAACUAUUGGUGGUGGUACUGUUCUUGAACCACAAGGUGCUAUGCUAGAUUUACUGGGUGUAAGAGGCCCACAUGCUACUGCCCCUGGUACCAAUGCCCGUCAAUUAGCAAGAAUAGUUGCCUGUGCUGUCUUGGCUGGUGAACUAUCCUUAUGUGCGGCCUUAGCGGCCGGCCAUUUGGUACAAAGUCAUAUGGCACACAACAGGAAGCCCGCCGAGCCAAAACCCAAUAAUUUGGACGCCACUGAUAUCAAUCGCUUGAAAGAUGGGUCCGUUACCUGCAUUAAAUCCUAA